Messenger RNA from Mus musculus (house mouse), 2468 nucleotides. It is a transcript of the gene Il22ra2, whose product is annotated as interleukin 22 receptor, alpha 2. The transcript is spliced from 5 exons. The record is from RefSeq and is marked provisional. Gene Ontology annotation, cellular component: extracellular region; decoy receptor complex. NCBI's taxonomy places the organism in Eukaryota, Metazoa, Chordata, Mammalia, Rodentia, Muridae. Bases 13 to 705 code for a protein of 230 amino acids. Gene Ontology annotation, molecular function: interleukin-22 binding; interleukin-22 receptor activity. Gene Ontology annotation, biological process: interleukin-22-mediated signaling pathway.
ACACUUGCAACCAUGAUGCCUAAGCAUUGCCUUCUAGGUCUCCUCAUCAUACUCUUGAGCAGUGCAACAGAAAUACAACCAGCUCGUGUAUCUCUGACGCCCCAGAAGGUCCGAUUUCAGUCCAGAAAUUUCCACAAUAUUUUGCACUGGCAAGCAGGGAGCUCUCUCCCCAGCAACAACAGCAUCUACUUUGUGCAGUACAAGAUGUAUGGACAGAGCCAAUGGGAAGAUAAAGUUGACUGCUGGGGGACCACGGCGCUCUUCUGUGACCUGACCAAUGAAACCUUAGACCCAUACGAGCUGUAUUACGGGAGGGUGAUGACGGCCUGUGCUGGACGCCACUCUGCCUGGACCAGGACACCCCGCUUCACUCCAUGGUGGGAAACAAAACUAGAUCCUCCGGUCGUGACUAUAACCCGAGUUAACGCAUCUUUGCGGGUGCUUCUCCGUCCUCCAGAGUUGCCAAAUAGAAACCAAAGUGGAAAAAAUGCAUCCAUGGAAACUUACUACGGCUUAGUAUACAGAGUUUUCACAAUCAACAAUUCACUAGAGAAGGAGCAAAAAGCCUAUGAAGGAACUCAGAGAGCUGUUGAAAUUGAAGGUCUGAUACCUCAUUCCAGCUACUGCGUAGUGGCUGAAAUGUACCAGCCCAUGUUUGACAGAAGAAGCCCAAGAAGCAAGGAGAGAUGUGUGCACAUUCCAUGAACUGGUCUGAGGCGCUAAAACCGGAAGCAUAUUGAGAACGGGAUGUCUUCUGCCUAGAACAGCUUACUAAACUUCUGUUUUGAUUUUCUUAGAGCAAUGUCUACCCACACUUUUCAAGGAUUUCUUUGUCAGUACUUUCUUUUCUGUUUAUUUCAGUUAUAAAGUAAAUUUGAACAGAUUCAAAAAUAGAAUUUAAAGAGAAGGUAAAGAAUAAAGAUCUUGUGGUAAGGCACAUCUUUAAUCCCAGCAUUGAAAGGCAGAAUCAGUCAGAUCUCUGACUUUUGGGCCAACCUGGUCUGCAUAGAGAGUUCCAGGCUAGCCAGGGCCACACAAUGAGACCAUGCAUCAACAUGAUAAGAUGUUAAGAUAGAAAUGUUCUAUAAAAAAUGGAAGCUUAUCUGAAUAUAUCAACCCUAACAAUAAUCUUUUUUCUGGUUUAACCCUCAAAUAAGAAUCAAUUAAUAGUAGGCAUUUAAUAAAUGUUGUAAUAAGUUUUAAAGUAUUAUAUAUAGAAAAUCCUGCAACAAUAAUUUUAUACUCUAUUAAGCCUUUUACUUUGCCAGAGAUACACUGAUUUAAUAUUUUGUGUGAAUGAGUAUACUUCUGUGCAUUUCUAUUUUAUAUUAAUGUCUUUUUUAUUUCUUAUAAGGUAUUUCUACUUAGUGAACUAUCUCUCUAAAAAUAAACUUGUGGCUCUGAAUUGAUCUCUAGAAUAAGAUUUUCAAUAAUAGCAUGUAAAUAUCGAAGAAAAUCUUCAUAAUGCAAUUUCCCAUCACUUAACACAUAAUCUUAGUAAGAAUACCCUUUCUGGUUUUGCUUUUAAUAGUGCCUUAGAAUUUAACCUAUGUUGUCUAAAUGCAGCAUAUAUUUUUCAGCAGCAAAGACAGAAGAAACAUAUAAGCCACAGUGAUAACUCAGCCAUUCAGGCAAAGUGGCCUCUCUGUCCACAGAAUGAGAGUUGGGCUGGAGACACUGGAGUCCAUACAGGAACCUUGACUUGAAGCCAAAGGCACACAGUGGAUGCUUAAAUUAUUUCUGAGAUUAUAAGGAAACUCACAGCCCUGUGGACUACACUGCAUCUCCUGAGCAAUGAUCAGGUGGCCUAAGGCUCAAAAAGUGACCAGCUUUUCUAAGCCUUUCUCUAGCUCUUGAGCUUAGACUAUCAGCUACUGAAAAUACAUGUAGGAGAGAACAUUUGUGAUCUUCAUGAAAGAUGCUCCAAAAUAUAACUCUGAAAAGUAUAGUCGGUACGUCUGUCUUCUUACGUUUUUUAAUGGUAAAUGGUCACAGACCAUUAAGAACAUAAGAGACAUGUGAAAAGCAAGAGCAUUGUCCUGGCUGUCCUGUGUGUUCAGAAAACACUGGCCUUCAUUCUUAUUUUUGAAUUAUUCAAUUUUUAUUUCUUUUGUGGCUUAGUACCUGCUUGGGAAUUCUUUGGGUUUUUUGUUCGUUGUUUGUUUAUUUUCUAUUUUGUACUUUGGGAAGGGUGAGACUUGAGAAGGAUAACUCCUCUUUGGGAAUCAGGACCAUGUGUGGUCCCAGCAUUUAGGUUGUAAGACUCAGUAGUCUAAUUCCUCAUAAUACAAAAGGCAAUUGUUGGUUUAUGAGUGUUGUCAGCAAUCAGAGUUUUGCUUUGACUUUGUUUGCUUGGGUUUUCCCUCACACAAGUAUAAGAUGCUUUGAAAUAUAUUAUGAUUUUCACAUUCUGGAUCAUGUUAAGAAUAUAUUGUCUAAGUACUUCAAUAAAUCUUACUUUGUACUUU